Molecule: messenger RNA, 4669 nt
Organism: Insectozyma verbasci
Lineage: Eukaryota; Fungi; Ascomycota; Pichiomycetes; Serinales; Debaryomycetaceae
Source: the annotation of a GenBank genome assembly
AUGUCUUUUUUAAAGAGUUUACAAGAUUUUCUUAGUGAUGAAGAUGAUGAUGAUGUGAAAGGUAGAUAAUUACCCUGAGAGAUGAGUCAAUGGACUUUACUUAUGUACUAAUCUUAAUUUAGAUUAUAGGAAGAGAAUUCCAAUUCAAAAUCGCCCUGUGCUGAUUAGACCAGAUCCAUCACAAUUAGCAUCACCAAUUCAUUUUCAAUUCAAUGAGGAUAACAAUAAUAAGGAUGUUAGCGUACCAUUAAAUGAAGCUAAUUAUAGUAAUUUCAGAAUACCAUUAUAUGAGGAUAAUAAUUUUAGACCAUUAAAUGAAGAUCAUAAUUACAAUAGUAAUUUAAAAAGACCAUUAACUGAGGCGAAUAGUAAUGUUUUUAAAAGAACUGUUAGUGCUGCUGAAUCACUAAAUCGAUUUAAGUAUAAGGAAGAUGGUAAUGCUGGUGCUGAAAAAUUAGCUUCUCCUCAACCUAUUAGUAUUAGUUCAAGAAGUAACAGUGCUUUUGAAGAUGGUGCAAUUAGUAUCAAAGGCUUGGAUUUUAUAAAUGAAGAAAAAUCGGAACCUAAAACUCCUAAAAAAAUUUCUAGUAAUAAUUCAAUUAAUGAAGAUGGUUUACCUGCUAAAGCUAAAAAGUUUAAAACAUUAGGUCCUUCAAAACAAGUUACUCCAAAUAAAUUUACAGCUUAUAAUAAACCAAAAGAAUUAACUCAACGUAUACUUGGAAAAGGCAAUGCAAUUGAAGAAAAUAAUUCACGACAAUUUACUCCACGAAUACUUGGAAAUAAUAACGGCGAAAAAUCAAAAGUUACAUCAUUUAAUAAAUCUAGAGAUAGAACAGGACGUUUAUUCGAACCAGAUAAUUCAAUUGAUGAUCUACCUGAGUUUUCUGAUGAUGAUGAGGUUUCAAAACAACCACGUAAUACAAGUACUAUUUCAAAAAGAUUUGAUCAACUACAAUUUAAAAUUCCACCUCCAAAAAUUGUUUCGAAUGAUGUUGAAGAUGUUUCAAGUAGAUCAAUUCAAAAUAAAAAUCAAAAUAUCAUACCCAGUAGUUCAUUUUCAUUUAGAACUCUAGAUACUACAUUAUUAUCAUCAAAACGAUUAACUAUUGAUGUAUUACCACCUAAUUUACGUAACAUUUUUACAUUUCAAGAAUUUAAUGAAAUGCAAUCUGAGUGUUUUCCGUCAAUAUAUAAUACUCAAGAUAAUUGUGUAAUUAGCUCACCAACAGGAUCAGGUAAAACUGUAUUAUUUGAAUUGGCAAUAUUAAAAGAAUUUAGUAAACAAAGUAUUGAAUUUAAAGUAUUAUAUUUAGCUCCUACAAAAGCAUUAUGUAAUGAAAGAUUAACUGAUUGGAACUCAAAAUUUUUAGGUUUGGGUAUUACAUGCGGGAUGUUGACUGGAGAUACUGGAUUUAAAGAAGCUGAGAAUGUUCGAAAGUCAAAUAUAAUUAUAUCUACUCCUGAAAAAUGGGAUAUGAUAUCUCGAAGAUGGAGAGAUUAUAAUAAAUUAUUUGGAUUGAUUAAAUUAUUAUUAGUUGAUGAAAUUCAUAUAUUGAAAGAGAAUAGAGGAUCGACAUUAGAAGUAGUAAUUACUAGAAUGAAGAAAAUAUGUAUUGGAUUAAGAAUAUUAGCCAUUUCUGCAACUGUUGCAAAUGCACAAGAUAUUUCCACAUGGUUAAAAUUAGAUGAUGAAUCAAUACUCCCUGCUCAAACAUUAUGUUUUGGUGAUGAAUAUCGUGCAGUCAAGUUGAAUAAAUUUGUAUAUAGAUAUAAAUUAUCUAAAGAUUUUAAUGAUUUUCAAUUUGAUCAAUUAUUAAAUACGAAAUUAAUGGAGAUUAUAAAUUUACAUUCAAAUGAUAAACCAGUAUUAAUUUUUUGUUCAACUAGAAAUAGUUGUCAAAAGACAGCAAAAUUUGUAACACCAAUUAAUUGCGGAAUUGAAUUGAACUUAAAAGAUCGUGAAUUAUAUAAUUUAGUUAAAAAGGGAGUUGCUUAUCAUCAUGCUGGUUUAUCAUAUUCCGAUAGGAAACAAAUUGAAAGUGCUUUUUUAAACGGUAAGAUUAAAUUUCUUUGUUGUACUUCAACAUUAGCUGUUGGUAUAAACUUACCUGCUUAUUUAGUAAUCAUAAAGGGGACAAGAUGUUGGAAUGAGAAUGGAUUUAAAGAAUAUGCCGAAACUGAUAUUUUACAAAUGUUGGGAAGAGCAGGUCGUCCUCAAUUUGAAGAUGAAGGGUGUGCAGUAAUAAUGACAAAUGAAAAAUUAAAAUUAAAAUAUGAAAGAUUAAUCAAGGGGACAGAGAAGAUUGAAAGUAGUUUACAUUUAAAUUUUAAUGAACAUUUAAUUGCUGAAAUGGCAGUUGGUACGUUUAUGGAUUUGAAUGAUGCUAUAAAAUGGAUAAAACAGACAUAUUUAUAUGUGAGAUUUUUACUUAAUCCAACUUAUUAUUUAAUUUCAAAUGAUAUUGUUCAAUUUUGUAAAUCUAAAAUAAGGGAACUUGAACAAGAACAACUUAUUCAUGAUUUUAAAUGUACAAAUUAUGGUAUGUCUAUGACUAUGCAUUAUAUUCAAUUUGAAACCAUGAAAUUAUUAAUUCAUAACAAUGUUAAAAAUUUAUUAAUUACUGAUUUGUUAGAUCUCAUUGCCAAAUCUUCCGAAUUUGCAGAUUUGAAAUUAAAACAUGUAGAGAAGAAAUUAUAUAAGGAAAUAAAUAAAAGUGUAAAGUAUCCCAUGAAACAAUUGAAUAAAAUAAAUUGUAUAAUUCAAUUUGAAUUAGGGGGUAUUGAAUUUCCAAAUUAUAAUGGAUCAAUGAAGUUAUAUUCAAGUUUUUUAGGUGAUAAAUUUUAUGUAUUUAAACAUUUACCUAGAAUUUUAAUGGUGAUGUUGGAUGUGUUUGUUGAGAAGAAAGAUGCUGGAUCAUUAAUUAAUACAAGUUGUUUAUUAAGAUGUGUGAAUGGGAAAUGUUGGGAAGAUAGUUCAGAUGAAUUAAGACAAAUAGAUGGAGUAGGUACAGUUAAUGCUAAAAAAUUCUUCAAACAUGGAAUAAAUUCAUUAAAUGACGGUCGAUCAUUAAACUCAUCACAAAUUGAAUACUUCCUAGACUUGAAAACGGGAGCUGGAAUGAAAAUCUACAAGAUUUUGUCAUCAUUUCCUGAAAUUACUAUUUCCAUUACACUUGAGGAUCAAAAAUUGGUAGAUAAUCAAAUCAGAUUGAAAUUCGCUAUAGAUUUAAAAGUAAAUGCUCCAGUAUCUACAUUCAAAAGUAAACCGAUAUAUGUCCAAGUAAUAAGCAGUAUUGGGAAUUCCUUAAUUGAUUUCAGAAGAAUUCCCGUUAGAAAAGUAGGUAAUGGUCAAUUAUACAGAAUUGAAUGUUUUUUAAAUAAAAUUGAGACUAUGAUUGAUGUAAAUGCAAGUACGGAACAGAUAGCAGGGAUAAAAACACACCAAAGUUUAGAAAUCAGAUUAAAUGAAUAUUUAUUAAAAAAAUUCAUACCUCAAUGGGAUACUGAUGAAGAUGAUGGAUUUGAAGAAUUAUGGAAGGAACAAGAAGAGAUUAAUAUGGUAGAAGAAGUUAUUCAGCCUGUUAUCCCGGAGGGUAGAAUUGCAUGUAAUCAUAAAUGUAAAAAUAAAAAUACUUGUGCUCAUUUAUGUUGUAAAAAUGGAUUAGUUAAAAAGAAGAGAAUUAAAGAAGUUAUUGAAGAAGGAGCUCUACAAGAAGUUCCAAAGUUGUCAGUUACUGAAUUAAGAGCAAGGAAGAGGAAAUUUGGUGAUUUGUUUAGUGAUCCUGAUGAUGAAGAUGUUAAUAAAAGUAAUGUUAUUAAUUUAAUUCCAGAACAACAAACUAAGAAAUCAUAUGUGUUUAAAAUUGGUGAUAAUGAAUGUGCUAAAAAUAAUGAAGACGGUGAUGGAAAGAAACCUCAUUUAAGUACAUUUUUUGAUUCUUCUUCUGAUAUAGAAGAUUAUAAUGUUCUAAAAUUAUUUGAAUCAUCUCAAAUAAAGGAAGAUCAAGAUGGUAAGUUGUUUGUAAGUGAUAAUGAGAAUGUACAUGAUAAACCAAAAGUCGUUGAGUUAGAUGUUGAUGAUAAUGAAAGUGUACAUGAAGAACCAAAAUUUGUUGAACAAGAUGUUGAUGAUGAUAAAGGUUUGAACGAAAUUCCAAAGAAAUAUGUAUCACAUUCUGAUGGUAAAAAAGUACCGGAAGAACCAAACAUGGUUGAUUUUGAUUGUGAUGAUUUAUUUAGUCAAUCAACACCUCAAGCACAAUCAAAUGAAAUAAAAUCAACUGUCGUUCCUGAUAUUAAACCAUCUGAUCCUGUAGAAGAGAAUGAAAGUAAUAAUGAUAUUAGUGAUACUGUUAAAGGAGCUGUUAGUAAUCAAAGCAAGGAGGAUGUAAUUGAAACUAAAGAAAAAGGAGAUGGUACUGCUGGUGCUACUAAACAAAAUGGUAAUAAUAAUUUCGUUGCAUUAUCAGAACUUCAAAUAUAUCAAAUUUUAGAAACAGAAGUUAAAUCAAACAACAGUAUUGCACAAGAAUCAGAUAUUCCAACUGAUGAUGUACCAUUUGGAGAUAUGACUACUUUAUCAACACCAAUUAUAGAACAAGAAGUUGCAAAAUUAAAUCAAAGUGAAAUACAAUUGAUUUUAGAUUUCCUAGAUAAAGAAAUGUAA